Messenger RNA from Synchytrium microbalum, 2517 nucleotides. RefSeq lists its product as uncharacterized. Lineage: Eukaryota; Fungi; Chytridiomycota; Chytridiomycetes; Synchytriales; Synchytriaceae. The record is from RefSeq and is a predicted model, not a curated record. Gene Ontology annotation, cellular component: cytoplasm. Gene Ontology annotation, biological process: protein phosphorylation; intracellular signal transduction. Gene Ontology annotation, molecular function: protein serine/threonine kinase activity; ATP binding. The transcript is spliced from 7 exons. The coding region runs from base 1 to 2517 and encodes 838 amino acids.
AUGUCGGAACCACCGUCGAAUACGCUAUUAGCUGUGCCAACUUCAUAUACCACCACCAAGCGACAACGACGAAAUUCCUCGCAGCAGCAACUUGGACCAUAUUCGAUAUCAAAAACACUAGGCACAGGUGCCUUUUCGAAAGUGAAGCUGGGGAUUCAUGCUAAUACCGGCUCCAAGGUCGCUGUAAAAAUAAUAAACAAGGAGCAAUUCAAACGCAUGGCUGAAGAAGCAAUCAAAGUUGACAGGAAACGUGCUGAAGUCAGGCCGCUUCAUAUUACUGAAGAUAUGAGGACGGCUCCACGAAGUCCCGUUCCAAACUUGGAUACCAAUCUACUUCCCGAAGUAAAACUCAUGAUGAAAUUGGAUCAUCCCAGCAUUACGCAGCUGUAUAGCGUGUAUGAUACGCCAGAGGAGAUGUUUCUUGUUAUGGAAUAUGCUGAAGGGCGAGACCUUAUGGCGCAUGUGAAAGCAAAAGGACAUCUCAAUGAGUGUGAAGCCCGACUUCUGUUUCGUCAGCUGGUAUCGGCGCUUGAUCACUGCCAUUUAGCGGGUGUCAUACAUAGGGACCUGAAGAUGGAAAACAUUCUAAUGGACGCAUCGAAUGAAAAUGUCAUGUUGACUGAUUUCGGACUAGGUCGAAUGACUUCCAACAUUGACGAUUACCUGCAGACAUUCUGUGGAACACCAGCCUACGCUGCUAUUGAAUUGAUAAAUGGGAAGCCGUAUUUGGGAGACAAGACAGACAUAUGGGCUUUAGGAGUUAUACUAUAUGUUUUGGUUACUGGCAAAUUGCCAUUUCAUGGCAGUACCAUUGCUGAAGUAUAUGGCAAAAUUAAUUCCUUGUCAUAUGAGGUACCUCCAGAAUUCUCACCUGAGUUACGGGACCUGUUUCGGCGGAUAUUCACUAGACGCCCAAAGCAUAGAAUUGAUAUGGAAGGUCUGAGAUGGCAUCCUUGGACGAAUAGAGACAACCACGAACCACCUGCGCGUGUCAAACCGCAAGCCGCUGCCAAGCCACAACAACCAGGUCAAGAAAAUACAGUAGACACCUCAGUAGCUUCUGUACGACAUGAUAAUGGUGUGGUAAUUUAUACAAUUCGUGAACAUGAGGCUACCCACUAUGAACAAUCACAAGCCAGACCUGCCGGACCAAUGUCGUAUCAAAGUGACGCGACUUCACCAUAUGGAUCGCCAAAUUCGCCAAGCAUCAUGCCUGAUAGUGGAUCCCGACGUGGCUCUGUGACGUCGUCAACCCGCCGAAAUAGCCUGUUUAAUCGCACAUCCCGAACCACUAAUGGUUCCACUACUCAGUCGACCACAUCAAAACAACCUCCAAUCAAUAGAAGAAGAGCCAAUACUAGUGAUGGACGACGGAAUUCCCUGCCACUUUCGUUUGGACAAUUUAGUAGUGGCACAUCAUCUGUCACUAGUCGAAAAAGAAACUCGGUCGCCGUUGUCACCAAUGGCCUUUUAGGAUCGCGUAGACGGUCUAGUGAUGCUCCUGGCAAUGGGCGGAGACGGUCUGGAGAUGCUCCCGAUAGUCCAAGUAGUGCCAAGGAAGUGGAAUCGUUUCGAGUAGUCAUUCCUGCCAUGAUGUCAGAUUACAACACGGCUGUCAACGCAACAUCAUCCAAAAACUUGAAGCAAGCACCUCCGACGUCCGAAGUUGAAUGGUUUGAUCGCAUGACGCAGGUGAUGAAAUUUGAUCCAAUAACCAUGGAACCAUUGAUUCUGGACAUGUCAUACAAAGCCGUUGAUACUGGAACCAUGAACAGUCGAUUUAAUACUGAUGCUUCCAAGACAAGUCUAUCAUCCGCUCCAAGCUACCAAACCCUUCGAACAACCGCACCACAAACACCAGUAAUGAUGAGAGUAGCAGGCUCAAGAACCGUAUCGGCAUCGUCAAAUGUAUCAUCAAACCAAUCCGUAAACAUGGAUUCCAUGAAACGUAAAGUCCAUGAACUCGCAUCCUCAAACACUACUAUGGGUCGACUAGGUUCCGAGUCACUCAAACGGAAUGGCAAACCAGACUUUGUAUCUGUCGGAUCCAUGUACUCUGCCUCAACACUGGCAUCAACUCUCGGACGAUCACCAUCUAAGCUCACAUCUCUUGAACCAUCCUGUGACGAAAUCCAAGCCUUCCAUUUAUUGCAUCUGCCUGCAUCUGAUAUCCGCACUGUACGAUUCCCAUUCACUGCUUCAACCACAUCAUCCUUCGAACCCGCUGCCUUAUUCAAGGAGGUCCAUCGUGCUCUACUCAUUCUCCGUGGAUCGCAAGGCUCGAAUGUUGAAGUACUAUUCACUCGACCCUCCCCACAAAGCUAUACCUUGAAUUGUGUUGCUCGCAGAUGUAAAGAUCCAUCGUUGAGUCCUGAAGAUGCUAUAGUAGAGUUCGAGAUUGAAGUGUGUCGUGUCUGGCUCAUGAAGCUUUAUGGAAUCAAGAUUACUAGGACUAGUGGUCGAGUUGAAGAUUUCAAGUAUUAUAAGGAGAUCAUAGUAGGAUCGCUACGUAUAUGA